AUGCAACAGAAGGGAGAGCUGCUCUUCAGCGGCAGAAAUUGGCGUCUACUCUUCAGGGCUGGCGCCCUGAGUUUUAGCAUUCCUUCCUGGUUUUUAACUUCAUUGCCCCGAUUGUGCCGUGGUUUUGAUGAAGAGCAUACUACCUUUCUUGUUGAGUAUUCUGUUAUUGGGGUUGGGAUCACGGGUCUCGGGAGUGUUGUUUAUGAACUGCUGGCUCAAUUGACUCUUGUUUGUGCUGGUUCUUGCUUGGUUUUGUCCGUUAAACCAACCGCCUUCUUCGCCGAGUUUUUGUUGUCCACUGGAUUGGUUUUUAAAGGGACUUGGUUGUUGCAAGCUGGUUUAUGUUUGUAUACUGAUGCAUUUGUUUUAAAAGGGUGUAAUAAAAUGGUGCUUUUGCCUGGUGGUUCAAAUGCCGAUGUUCAUUGUGAGCUUGAAGAGGAUGGUAUGAGGGCUGUGGCUUUGGUAAAUCUGUUGUUUGUUGUUCAUGCAAUUGGGGUUGUCAUUGCUGGUUUUGUAGUUUUUGGACUUUUGUCAAGUUUUAGGAAUCUGAGGUUUGGGGAGGCAAGUGGUCCAUUGCUGGCUGAGCUUGAAUCAGAAAGUAUAUUGAUGCGUCCAAGUCAUGAACAUGAGAUUGAAUGA
Theobroma cacao (cacao) is the source of this 639-nucleotide messenger RNA. The record is from RefSeq and is a predicted model, not a curated record. NCBI's taxonomy places the organism in Eukaryota, Viridiplantae, Streptophyta, Magnoliopsida, Malvales, Malvaceae.